CAACUCGAACUCAGGGGCAUCUCCGUAAUCCACCCCGCAUAAAUAUCGAACCUUUCUCCUCCCUAAUCUCCCUAACCUAGUUCCCUCUCUCAACUUCUUCGGAGCUCUCGUCCUCUCCUCUCUCUCUCUCUCUCUCUCUCCUGCCGACACGACACAUGUCUGCAGCAGAGCACGUCCUCGAGCUCUUCGACUCCUUCUGGUUCCACUGCGCCGUCUUCAGCGGCAAACCGGCCUCACCGCCUCCCCCUCCUCCUUCCUCCUCCUCCGCAAUGAGGCCGCCCUCUCAUGAAGACCGCGGCGACGAGGACGACGACCGUCUCCUCCUCGAGACGAAGCUGUCCCGCGCGCCGACCCUCCGCGUCAGGUCCAUGAGCGACCAGUUCUUGGGCGGCCCCGGCCUCGACUCGGACCCUUUCUCUCCGAACUCGGUCCUCCUCGCCGCCACUCCGAAGCUCCAGACCAUCCUCUCCGGUAAGGAGGUUUCGGACUUCGAGGGCGAGCCCGCGACGACCAAGAGCGAAGAGGAAAUGGACGAGUCGCAAUCACAACCUGGGAGCAGCAAGAAAUCGGAGAACUCUAGGAGGAGGAAUAGGAAGAAGCGGAGCAAGAGCAGCAAGAGCCUGUCGGAGCUCGAGUUCGAGGAACUCAAGGGCUUCAUGGAUCUGGGGUUCGUGUUCUCCGAGCAGGACAGGGACGACUCGGACUUGGUCUCGAUCCUUCCCGGGCUGCAGAGACUGGGAUUGAAAGACGACGGCGACAGAAUCGAAGUCGAAGAGACAAAGAAGGCCGAUGAGACUAAGGUCCCGAGGCCCUACUUGUCCGAAGCGUGGCACGGUUUGGAUCGCCAGAGGAAGAGAUACGAGGAUCCGCUGGUGAACUGGAGAGUGCCGGCUUUAGGGAACGAGAUGGCCAUGAAGGAUCAUCUCAAGUUCUGGGCUCACGCUGUUGCGUCCACCGUGAGAUAGCAGUGGCUCAUCAUUCUCGUUCUUUUUCCAGUUUCUCCUUUGCCAAAAGUGAUGUCGCUAGCUUUACUUCUCUGGAAUUUUUUCUUUCUUUUCCUUUUUGCCUUUAUUUUGAACUACACAAUCUUCAUCUUCCUGUUGUCUUUGAGGGGGAAAAUCCUCUAAUCUGUAACUGUAAAUAAAAGGAAAGAGAAAUAAGCUCCCUUGGUUUAUUUA
Messenger RNA from Eucalyptus grandis, 1178 nucleotides. RefSeq lists its product as uncharacterized. Lineage: Eukaryota; Viridiplantae; Streptophyta; Magnoliopsida; Myrtales; Myrtaceae. The transcript has a single exon. The record is from RefSeq and is a predicted model, not a curated record. Bases 156 to 965 code for a protein of 269 amino acids.